GUGUUUGAGGAAGUCGUGCGGGGCUGACUGGGUCGAGAUUCCCGAUUUUAAUGUGGUCAGGGGGGUGUCAGCGCCCGCAGUCCCGCCGCCCCAGCCCCCGCCUCCCCCGCCCCGCGUCCCCGCCGACAGAGUUAGCACAGCAUCAGUAUGAGCUGGUCACCUUCCCUGCCAACCCAGACAUGUGGGCCCUGGGAAAUGAAAGAACGCCUUGGGACCGGAGGAUUUGGAAAUGUCAUCCGAUGGCACAAUCAGGAAACAGGGGAGCAGAUCGCCAUCAAGCAGUGCCGGCAGGAGCUCAGCCCCCGGAACCGCGAGCGUUGGUGCCUGGAGAUCCAGAUCAUGAGAAGGCUGAACCACCCCAACGUGGUAGCUGCCCGGGACGUCCCCGAGGGGAUGCAGAACUUGGCCCCCAAUGACUUGCCCCUGCUGGCCAUGGAGUACUGCCAAGGAGGGGACCUCCGAAAGUACCUGAACCAGUUUGAGAACUGCUGCGGCCUCCGGGAAGGUGCCAUCCUCACCCUGCUGAGCGACAUUGCCUCUGCGCUUAGAUACCUUCAUGAAAACAGAAUCAUCCAUCGGGACCUUAAGCCAGAGAACAUCGUUCUGCAGCAAGGAGAGCAAAGAUUAAUACACAAAAUUAUUGACCUGGGAUAUGCCAAGGAGCUCGAUCAGGGCAGUCUCUGCACUUCCUUUGUGGGGACCCUGCAAUACCUGGCCCCAGAGCUGCUGGAGCAGCAGAAGUACACGGUGACCGUUGACUACUGGAGUUUCGGCACCCUGGCCUUUGAGUGCAUCACGGGCUUCCGGCCCUUCCUCCCCAACUGGCAGCCUGUGCAAUGGCACUCGAAGGUCCGGCAGAAGAGCGAGAUGGACAUUGUCGUCAGCGAAGACUUAAACGGAGCAGUGAAGUUUUCAAGCUCCCUGCCCUACCCCAACAACCUUAACAGCCUCCUGGCACAGCGGCUGGAGAAGUGGCUGCAGCUGAUGCUGAUGUGGCAACCCCGACAGCGGGGCACAGACCCCACGUACGGGCCCAACGGCUGCUUCAAGGCCCUGGAUGACAUCUUAAACCUGAAGUUGGUUCAUAUCUUGAACAUGGUCACGGGCACCAUUCACACCUACCCAGUGACAGAAGAUGAGAGUCUGCAGAGCUUAAAGGCCAGAAUCGAGCAGGACACGGGGAUCCCAGAGGAGGACCAGGAGCUGCUGCAGGAAGCGGGUCUGGUGCUGAUCCCGGACAAGCCGGCCACGCAGUGCAUCUCAGACAGCAAGUUAAAUGAGGGCCGCACGUUGGACAUGGAUCUUGUGUUUCUCUUUGACAACAGUAAAGUCACCUAUGAGACUCAGAUCUCCCCACGGCCCCAGCCUGAGAGUGUCAGCUGUAUCCUUCAAGAGCCCAAGAGGAAUCUCCCUUUCUUCCAGCUGAGGAAGGUGUGGGGCCAGGUCUGGCACAGCAUCCAGGCCCUGAGGGAGGACUGCAACCGGCUGCAGCAGGGACAGCGGGCUGCCAUGAUGAAUCUGCUCCGGAACAAUAGCUGCCUGUCCAAGAUGAAGAACUCCAUGGCCUCCAUGUCGCAGCAGCUCAAGGCCAAGCUGGAUUUCUUUAAAACCAGCAUCCAGAUUGACCUGGAGAAGUACAGUGAGCAGACCGAGUUUGGGAUCACCUCAGAUAAACUGCUGCUGGCCUGGAGGGAAAUGGAGCAGGCUGUGGAGCUCUGUGGGCGAGUAGGAGACUCACUUGGGAUUUUUGCACUUACUGGGGAGGAGGACGACGUGAAGCAGCUGGUGGAGCGGAUGAUGGCGCUGCAGACCGACAUCGUGGACCUGCAGCGCAGCCCCAUGGGCCGGAAGCCGGGGGGCACGCUGGAUGACCUAGAAGAGCAAGCGAGAGAGCUUUACCGGAGACUCAGGGAAAAGCCAAGAGACCAGCGAACCGAUGGUGACAGUCAGGAGAUGGUGCGACUGCUGCUUCAGGCCAUUCAAGGCUUUGAGAAGAAAGUGCGAGUGAUCUACACGCAGCUCAGUAAAACCGUGGUUUGCAAGCAGAAGGCCCUGGAGUUGCUGCCCAAGGUGGAGGAGGUGGUGAGCUUGAUGAACGAGGAUGAGAAGACGGUUGUUCGGCUCCAGGAGAAGCGGCAGAAGGAACUCUGGAAUCUUCUGAAGAUCGCCUGUAGCAAGGUCCGAGGUCCUGUCAGUGGCAGCCCAGAUAGCAUGAACGCUUCUCGACUGAGUCACCCCAGUCAGCUGAUGUCUCAGCCUUCUGCAGCUCCUGACACCCCUGACAGUUUUCCUGAGUCAGCCAAAAAAAGUGAGGAGCUGGUGGCUGAAGCUCACACCCUCUGCACCCAGCUAGAGAGUGCCGUGCUGGACACUGUGAGAGGGCAGGACCAGAGUUUCAUGACCCUCGACUGGAGCUGGUUACAGACGGAGGAUGAGGAGCAGAGUGGCGGGGAGCAGGCUGCAUGAUGAGGGAGGUCUUGACCCUUGAUGCGGGGCUGACCGUGAUGCCUGCGGCAGUGAUUCCUCGCGGUCUUGGGC
This is a messenger RNA of Nycticebus coucang (slow loris), 2538 nucleotides long. It is a transcript of the gene IKBKB, whose product is annotated as inhibitor of nuclear factor kappa B kinase subunit beta. The transcript is spliced from 22 exons. Gene Ontology annotation, molecular function: IkappaB kinase activity; ATP binding; protein binding. Gene Ontology annotation, biological process: peptidyl-serine phosphorylation; tumor necrosis factor-mediated signaling pathway; positive regulation of transcription by RNA polymerase II. Bases 148 to 2466 code for a protein of 772 amino acids. The record is from RefSeq and is a predicted model, not a curated record. Gene Ontology annotation, cellular component: cytoplasm; IkappaB kinase complex. Lineage: Eukaryota; Metazoa; Chordata; Mammalia; Primates; Lorisidae.